This is a messenger RNA of Quercus robur (English oak), 1110 nucleotides long. RefSeq lists its product as uncharacterized. The record is from RefSeq and is a predicted model, not a curated record. The transcript has a single exon. Bases 1 to 1110 code for a protein of 369 amino acids. NCBI's taxonomy places the organism in Eukaryota, Viridiplantae, Streptophyta, Magnoliopsida, Fagales, Fagaceae.
AUGGAGAUCCCAAAUCAAUUCUCUUAUGUGAGUGCACCCACUAGUCCAAGUAGAUUCAACAUAGAGAACAUGAACUUCUAUAGUAUGCCAACUAGUCCUACAAGAGGGUUAUCAAGUGCUCAACUUGGGUUUGCAAUUGAGCCUACAACACCAACAUAUGAAGAUGCCAAAUCCAGUUUUGAUGACUUUGAAUUUGAUACUAGUGGGCGUUUCAGUCUUAUUAGCAACAACACUGAAACGUACCAGAAUUUUGAGAACCCAUUAGAACAUCAACUGCAACAACAAAAGCAAGAAAGACAGAGUGAGGAUUCACUUUCACUUCCAACAAUGGCAUUUGCUGAUGAGUUGUUUAGUGAUGGCAAAGUACUCCCACAAUCACCUCUCAAGCUUCCACCACGCCUUCAAAAUGUUAACAACAAAAGUGGCAACCAAAGCCCAGCUGGGUCACCCCCUCGGUCGCCAGGUUCGGGUAUUAAGCUCUCGUUUUCUCGCCGGAGCAAGUGGAAUGAUGAUUUUGAUCCAUUCAUGGUGGCUCUGGAGAAUGUAAGGGAAGAAAAGAGAGGGAAAACACAAGGACACAAUAAUAGGCGGGCUCGGUCCCUUUCGCCAUUGCGGGCCGCAAGACCACAAGAGUCCAAUUACUCGACGGGCUCGAUCCACCAUCAAGACAAGAAAUUGGGCCCCCAAAUUCCAAUGGAGCAUGAGUCCAAUGGCUCUGCUUGUGCUACAUUGAACAAUCCCCAUGAGCCAAUAGAACAAGUAGGCCCAAGCCCAAAGAAGCUGGCAGAGCCCAAGGGGUUGUCAUUUGCAAGACAAGUGAGACUUGUGAAAAUGGAUCAUGAAAUUCCUAGCAAGCCCAACAUGACUACACCUUCAGGCCCCACUGUGGAAGCUGAAGAGAGUGGUAAAGAAAUUGGAGGGUCAUUUACAAGGGAAAAUAAGAGGCAGAAAAUAAAGAAAUUCCUAUUCAGGAGUGCAUCAGUAAGAGAGCAAAAUGUAGCCCAAUGCAAUGAGGACAAAAAGGUGGCUAAAGUUGCUAAGAUGACUGUGAUACAAUACAGGCCAAGGCUUCUUCUAUGCAUGGGCUUUGGGGCAAAGUAUGUGGAGUGA